UGUCACUGGGGGUAUUUUUACACCCGCGCUAUAAAUAUCGGGUCACUCCUCAUGUCGUCACGGCGGAGGGUUUUUUCUUCUCCUUCAGGUCUCAGGUUGAGCUCACUGAGAAUAUAUAAACCACGAGAGGCUCCCGGAUCCUCAGACAGUCAGAGAUCUCUGAGAGGAUGAGCGUCGGCUGCGACACGAGCGUCAGGCGGAUUCUCCGCGCGUCUCAACGCUUCAGGUCCACUAAAGGGGCGUCCAAAGCCCGGCGAGACCACAUCAAUGGAGAGAUCCGGAACAUGCGGGCGCUGCUGCCCAUCUCAGCUGAAGACCAGGAGCGUCUGUCCUACCUGCACUCCAUGUCUCUCAUCUGCACCUACGUCAGGAAGACCGUGCUCCUCCAAGGUGUUCACCAGGACGCUGCUGGAGUUUCUCCUCUCUAUGAGAGUUUUCUGCAAGCGCUGCCUGGAUUUAUUGUCGCUUUGACCAGAGACGGGAAACUGGUCUACGUGUCUGAAAAUGUGCCAGAAUACCUCGGCCUGUCGAUGGUGGAUGUGCUUCAGGGAGACACUUUCUAUGAUAUGAUGGACAGUCGUGAUGCAGAAGCCGUGAAAGUCGUUUUGAGAGAGCAGGCGGUCUCCGCAGAGCGCAGCUUCGUGUGCCGCAUGCACACCUCCAAAGCGUUCCGGCUCCAGUACGGCAGCUGCUGCUCCAUGCUGGUGAGGGGGCGAUUCCAGGCCGGCCCGCCGGACACCGCUCUGUUUGUGGCCCUCUGUACGCCCACAGUCGACAGAAUGAAGGACAGCGAGCUCCUGAGGGCCUCAGCCUGCUUCCAGACGCUCCACAGACCGGACAUGAGGCUCACUCACGCCCCCUACAGUGUCUUGUUCCACCUGGGUUUCUCAGCAGAGGAGCUGAUUGGUCGAUCAUGGUACGAACUCCUGCAUCCUGAUGACCUCACGCUCGCCGCCGGCUGCCAUCAGACACUCACUCGCGGUGACGGCGAUGCAGACGGAGAGAUGCUGGUGCGUCUGCUGUGUAAGGAUCUGUCGUGGAUCUGGCUCUAUGUGUGUGUGGCUGUGGACAGAGCCAGAGAGGUGAUCACCUGCACCAAUCACGUCCUCAGUGAAGCGGAGGCGGUGUAUCUCAAAGACAAACUCUACGGCGCUCUGGCGUCUCAGCGUCCCGUCCACUCAGCUCAGAGACCGAGGGAGCGUGAGACGGUCAGGAGAAGCUCAGAGACCAGCGACUGCUCCGGCGGCACAGACGGGGAGCUCAGGAGCACCUCGCUCACGGUCAGAGAGCAGCUCGCCUUCUCCACCCCGCCCUACAGCCCCACUUCCUCCCACUCCUCUGACUUCCUGUCUGAUGGCUACGGCACGUUCGAGCAGCUGACGGAUGGGUUCUGUCCGUCUCAGGCGUUCUCUGACCCGUCCUGCGGCGUUCCUCCGGUCUGUCUGCCCGACGCUCAUCUCGUCCCCAUCUACCGGCCCGUGCUGGACGUCUGUGAGGCUGCGGCAGACUGCGUUCUGCAUCCGGAGGACUUCAGCGUGUUUCCUCUUCCUCACUCUGACAAUCUGCUCACGCCUGAGGCCUCGCCCACUGCUGACGGACGCUUCCUCUACAGCGAGACGGAGCGGGCCGAGAUCGGGACUCUGGCCCAUCAGAUCCGCUCUCUUGCCAGCAGCUUCGACGCCUACAGCACGACACGCCACCUGCAGCCUGACGGCGCCCUCUGCUGGCCGCCCGCGCCCGAGCUGCUGCUGGACGAGACCGUCAUAGACAGCAUCCUGAGAGACCUGGUCUCGGCCAAAGAGCCGGACUGUGUCUGGAGCCGGAGUGCAGCCGGAGCGUUCUCAGCGCAGCAGUGCCGUCAGAUCAGCGCCGAGCUGCAGCAGCUCCAUCAGUGUGUGUAUCGAUCAGACGCCGCUCUGACGCUGACGGAUCAAUCCAUCAAUGACUGAAGUCCGUCACUUACACUAGUAACCCAGUAUGGCAUAUUGCCGUGGCAACCAGUGGCUGGAGAUGUGAUGAGGUUUGGUGAGAACCGGUUUCUCAUAUUUUUUGGAGAAUUAUUUACCCACCUGCGGUGUUUUCUGAAUGUGAAGAAUCAGUCAGCACUGCCGUCUUUCUGAACUUUUACCAGCAGUCGUUCUGUUCCGUGUGUUGCUAGUGGCUCGGUAGCAUGUACUACAUGUAGUUUUUGUAAACGACUCAAUAAUAAGCUACCAUGCACUUACUCAUAUGACAAAAACAGCGAGAUCCUGAAACAAGAGCGAUGAACUGAAGCUACCUCAUGAAGCGAAUGCGAUCACUCCAAACACUCGUUCUGUUGUGUUGCUGUAUAUUUAUUUUCUGUGGUUUAUGUUAGAUUUGUAGAUCAUUGGAGCAAACAGACAUUCUGCUUCAUGUAUGAUGUGAAAGUUUCUCUUGCGGCGUCACUGAAUCUCUGUGGUUCUCACGUCAGGGUUAUCUAUAAUGUUUAGAGCAAUCAUGUACAAAAAAACAGUUUAUUUAUAUAUUCUUGCUCUUUGUUUCUAUUUUUGUAAGUAAAGUCAAUAAAGUUGUUAAGAGGACUAAAA
Messenger RNA from Cyprinus carpio (common carp), 2567 nucleotides. It is a transcript of the gene npas4l, whose product is annotated as neuronal PAS domain protein 4 like. Gene Ontology annotation, biological process: regulation of transcription by RNA polymerase II. Lineage: Eukaryota; Metazoa; Chordata; Actinopteri; Cypriniformes; Cyprinidae. Gene Ontology annotation, molecular function: RNA polymerase II transcription regulatory region sequence-specific DNA binding; protein dimerization activity; DNA-binding transcription factor activity, RNA polymerase II-specific. The record is from RefSeq and is a predicted model, not a curated record.